AUGUCAGGAGUUGAAAAAGUUUAUGGUGGUAUCGAAGGACCUGAUGCUAUGUACGUAAAAUUAGUCAGCAGCGAUGGACAUGAAUUCAUUAUCAGAAAGGAUUUCGCAUUAACUUCCGGUACAAUUAAAUCAAUGCUUUCUGGUCCUGGCAGCUAUUCUGAAAAUGAAACAAAUGAAGUUAAUUUCAGGGAAAUUCCAUCGCAUGUAUUGCAAAAAGUGUGUCAAUAUUUCACAUAUAAGGUACGUUACACGAAUAGUACAACCGAGAUACCAGAAUUCAGCAUAGCUCCUGAAGUAGCUUUAGAGCUUUUGAUGGCAGCUAAUUUUCUCGAUUGCUGA
This is a messenger RNA of Thelazia callipaeda (thelaziosis nematode), 339 nucleotides long. The record is from the annotation of a GenBank genome assembly. Lineage: Eukaryota; Metazoa; Nematoda; Chromadorea; Rhabditida; Thelaziidae.